AUGUUCUCCUUUGACACCGUCACCCGACUCAUUGUCGGAAGCGCGGCGGCUGAGUGCAGCGAGUACAAGCGGCUCGAGCGCAAGUACAAGCACGUCGAAGCCAACCUCAAGUUGGUCAGAGAGGUGACAAAGGCCUCAACGACAGCGUCAUCAACCCACUUGCGCAAUACCAACAGCAUUCGCUCCGGACCGAUCACAAGCGCCUCUUCACCCACAUCCACACAAGGCAGUGACGGUGCAGGCCCCGACGAGGCAAAUCUGCAGCGCACACAAUCCACCCCAGCGGUCACCACAGUCCCAUCGGGCAGCCUGGACGACCUCAAAAGGACAUACUCGGAGCCAGGGAUCGCGAUUCCCUGGCCCCAAAUGACCGGCUUUGGAGGGUAUCGACGUGCCGUUGACGCCUCCGCAUCCUGGCAACUGAAUUACCUCGAACAGCGACUCAAACUCGAUGGCGACAUCAUCGCUGGCUUCCUAGGUGAACACAAUCCACCUGUAGGCAUCGACCUGCAAAUCUGGCAGCAGUACCUGAACACCAAGGUCAAGGUCAGGGCCAAGGUGCAGCGUCGUUGGCCGGCGAACAUCGUCACCACCUCCGCCUCAUCUGGGACUCUGUCGUCUACCCCACCUGGCACGCCCAUCACGGACGCCUCGUCGGAAUACACCGACCCGGUCACCGGAACGAGAGUCGUCCGUGGCUUCACCAUCGCUGAUUCAACCACCAUUUCCAACACUUCCAGCGCAGCGAGCUCGUACAAUAAGAACAAGAAAUGUGGUGAAGGCAAAACAGUGGGAGAUGGAAAGCAGGGACUGGUCAGCACGUUCCGCAGGGUUGAGAUGUCUUAUCGCGACAUCGGACCCAAUGGAGCGGCCUCUGAAUGUGCAAUUUCGUCGGACGAUGAAGAUGAAGAAGAAGAAGAAGAAGGUGACGACGAGGAGUAUGACUCUGACGAAGACGAGGACGAUGACUGGGAGGACAUGAACUGA
Messenger RNA from Cladophialophora carrionii CBS 160.54, 987 nucleotides. RefSeq lists its product as uncharacterized. The transcript is spliced from 2 exons. Bases 1 to 987 code for a protein of 328 amino acids. Lineage: Eukaryota; Fungi; Ascomycota; Eurotiomycetes; Chaetothyriales; Herpotrichiellaceae. The record is from RefSeq and is a predicted model, not a curated record.